This is a messenger RNA of Numida meleagris (helmeted guineafowl), 1312 nucleotides long. RefSeq names its product zinc finger AN1-type containing 1 (gene ZFAND1). NCBI's taxonomy places the organism in Eukaryota, Metazoa, Chordata, Aves, Galliformes, Numididae. The transcript has 8 exons. The record is from RefSeq and is a predicted model, not a curated record. Gene Ontology annotation, cellular component: cytoplasm; cytoplasmic stress granule. The coding region runs from base 85 to 894 and encodes 269 amino acids. Gene Ontology annotation, biological process: cytoplasmic stress granule disassembly. Gene Ontology annotation, molecular function: zinc ion binding.
GCGUUUGCGCGCUCUGUUCUUUCAGCUCCCCGCCCCGUUCCUUCAGCUCCCCGCCCCUUCCGCCUGUGGCGGCGCGUGAGGAAAAUGGCGGAGCUGGAGGUGGGGCAGCACUGCGGGGUGCCGGACUGUCGGCAGCUGGAUUUUCUCCCCUUUGUAUGUGAUGGCUGUUCAGGUGUUUUUUGCCUUCAGCACAGGAGCCGGGAUGCUCAUCGAUGUUCUGAGGUGAAUAUAAGAAACAAUUCUGUGAAACCAGAUCAGCACAAAUCUUACUUGUGCUCAUAUAAGGACUGCCACACAAAGGAACUUGUGCCAGUUUUAUGUCCCUACUGUGAAAAACAUUUUUGCCUGAGACAUCGGCAUCAGUCAGAUCAUGAGUGUGAGAAACUGGACGCACCAAAACCUCGAAUGGCUGCUACUCAGCAGCUAGUUAAAGAUAUUAUAGAGUCUAAAAAAAGUGAAGAAGUAAAAAGCAAAAAACGUAAAGGAGCAAGAAACAGUGAAACAGCAGCAAAAGUGGCAUUAAUGAAACUGAAAAUGCAUGCAUGUGGUGACAAGUCCUUGCCUCAGACAGAAAGAAUUUACUUUCAAGUACUUUUACCAAAGGGAAACAAAGAGAAAAGCAAGCCUAUGUUCUUUUGCAGUAAGUGGAGUAUUGGCAAAGUAGUAGAUUAUGCAGCUUCCUUAGCAAGCCUUAAAAAUGACAACAACAAAUCAACAGCACAGAAAUUGAGGUUAUGCCAUACUGCUUCUGGAGAAGCCUUGCCAUUUGAGCACACGUUGGAAAAAUGGCUAUCUGAUGAAGAUUAUCCAUUAUUCAAUGGUGGAAAUAUAAUUCUGGAGUAUCUUGAUAAUGAUGUUUUAUUUAUAGAAGAUAUGGAGUCAUACUUAAGUUAGUAACUAAUUGCAAACAAAACAACAAAAGAGUUUCUAGAAAUGUGGUAUUCAAAUCAAGACCAGUUUCUUCUUCAUAGAAUGGCUUGAGUUGGAAAGGACCUUAAAGAUCAUCUAGUUCAAACCCUCCAGCCAUUGGCAGGGUUGCCACCAUUAAAUCUCUGUAUGUAUAUGUGAGAAUCUGUUCUCACCUCUUGAAGACUCAGUUUCCAUGAAUUCUUCAGUUGCAGAAUUGGCAGAACUAUGUCCUAAAAGGAUAACUAAUUGUUACAGUAACUCAUACUACAGAUACUAGCUAAAAUAAAUUCUUGCUUUAUUGACAUUUUACAGCUAAAUAAUGUUUUCCUAAAUGUUAUAUGUAUUUAUUUUUGUGUAAAUGAUGGGGAAAGUAUGUAUUAAAAUGUAAACGUGCGGUGUGUCA